Messenger RNA from Aspergillus tubingensis, 2061 nucleotides. Its product is annotated as amine oxidase. The transcript is spliced from 4 exons. Gene Ontology annotation, molecular function: copper ion binding; quinone binding; primary methylamine oxidase activity. The record is from RefSeq and is a predicted model, not a curated record. Gene Ontology annotation, biological process: amine metabolic process. NCBI's taxonomy places the organism in Eukaryota, Fungi, Ascomycota, Eurotiomycetes, Eurotiales, Aspergillaceae. The coding region runs from base 1 to 2061 and encodes 686 amino acids.
AUGUCAAUUGCAGCUCAGGGGCCCAGCUUGGCCACUUCGGCCAGCCCUCACCCUUUUGAUCCCGUCCGGCCUCAAGAAAUUCGCUUGGCUGUCCGCAUCCUGGAAGCUGCCUUCCCAGGUGUUAAGCUGCGCUACAAUCGUAUUGAUAUCCACGAGCCCAUCAAGAAGGAUGUCGUCCCUUACAUCGAGGCUGAGAGGUUAAGGAAACCCCUUCCUCCGAAGCCCGCGCGUCUUCUUUACUCUUACUUCUAUCGCCUUGAUACCGGCGCAUGGUGCAAGGCGUUGAUGAACGCGGACACCGCAUCCGUCAUUUACGUCAAGGAAUUACCGGAGGGAGUCCAGCCUCCAGUAGAUAUCGAUGAAUUGGCCGUUAUCGAAGAAGUCUGCAUGAAGCACCCCGCAGUGCAGGCGGAAAUUGCAAAGCUCCAGCUACCCCCUGGCAUGACUGUCUGCAAUGACCCGUGGAUGUACGGUACCGAGAGUCUGACCGAGUCAAGGCGCAUGUUCCAGUGCUUCAUGUACAUGGUGGAAGUGGACCACCCUGAAAACAACCACUAUUCCUUGCCUUGCAAGUUCUCCCCGGUGUUCGAUGCCUUUACACAUGAGUUGAUCCGCAUGGAUUAUCUGCCGGGUGGCUCGGAUGCACAGACCGUUGAGACUCAGCCCUGGAAGCCCGUCAAGGCGGUUCAAUACGCCCAUGACCUGCAGGAUGAGCCUAUUCGGACAGACCUCAAGCCCUACAUUGUGCAGCAACCCGAAGGACCCUCUUUCUCGGUGGAUGGCAACUUUGUCUACUGGCAGAAGUGGCGCUUCAGGGUUGGCUUCAACAACCGGGAGGGCAUGGUUCUUUACAACGUCACCUAUGAUAACCGCAGCGUCUUCUACCGCCUUGCGGUAUCAGAAAUGACCGUCCCUUACGGAGACCCUCGCGCUCCCUACCACCGCAAGCAAGCUUUCGACGUUGGCGAUGUCGGUUUUGGUCUCAACGCCAACCAGCUAACGCUGGGUUGCGACUGCCUGGGUCAUAUCAAGUACUUCGACGGCUACCGGGCUGACUGCAAGGGAAACCCGGUCCUGCUGAAGAACAUCAUUUGCAUGCACGAGCAGGACAAUGGCCUGCAACACAAGCACACCAACUACAGAUCCGGCGCUGCUACCGUGGUCCGCAACCGCCAGCUUGUUCUGCAGAUGAUCUGCACCGUCGCUAACUACGAGUACAUCUUUGCCUACAUCUUCGACCAGGCCGCCAACAUUGAACUGGAAGUGCGCGCAACCGGAAUUCUAUCGACGGUGCCUUUUGAUAACACCAAUGGCGAGACUGUCAAGUGGGGCACCAACGUUGGUCCGGGCGUGAUGGCUCCUUACCACCAGCACAUGUUCUCUUUCCGCAUUGACCCGGCCCUGGAUGGUCACAAGAACACUGUUUACUACGAGGAGAGUGUGCCUCUUCCCGAAGACGAGAAGAACCCUUGGCUAGUAGGCUACACCACUGAGCAGACUGUGAUGGACAAGGCAGGCUCAGCCGACCUUGACAUCAACCGCAACCGGGUCUUCAAGAUUCGCAACGACAACGUCAUCAACCCCAUCACCUACAAGCCCAUUUCCUACAAGCUCCAUCCGGCACCUAGCCAAAUGCUCCUCCAGAGCAAGAGAGCCAUUGGCUACGGCCGUGCCGAAUUCGCCACCAAGCCCAUCUGGGUGACCAGAUACCAAGACGAUGAGUUGUAUGCUGCGGGCGAGUUCACCAACCAGAGCCGACGCGCUGUUGGCGUGGAGACCUGGUCCAAGCGGAAUGACCCUACUGAGAACGAAGACGUGGUUCUCUGGCACACAUUCGGCCUCACCCACAACCCCCGCGUCGAAGACUUCCCCGUCAUGCCCAUGGAACGCAUCAGCGUGAUGCUGCGUCCUGACGGCUUCUUCACGAAGAACCCGGCCGUGGAUGUUCCUCAGUCGUCGCAGAACUUCAACAAGUCUACCCUGCACCCGGAACCUGCUGCGGCAGUCCCCUCCUGCUGCAGUGGAUCCAGCAAGGCCAAGCUGUACAAGCGCAUGGAUUAG